Molecule: messenger RNA, 2559 nt
Organism: Paramecium tetraurelia
Lineage: Eukaryota; Ciliophora; Oligohymenophorea; Peniculida; Parameciidae
Exons: 7
Biological process (GO): regulation of transcription by RNA polymerase II
Source: RefSeq, a predicted model, not a curated record
AUGGUAUAUAAAAAUUGUGUUGUGUGUGGAAGGAAAUCAGAAGGACUGCUGAAAUUGCUUCCUCAUUUCAAAUCCUCAAAGGAAUACAAGUAUAUCCAUAAAAAGUGCCUAUUAUUUUACAAAUCUGAUUGGAAUCAUCGCUUGGCAGUCAAUCAAAAAUUAUAUUACAAGGAUUACUUGAGGCAUUGCUCAAUAUGUGGGAAAAAAAACUAUAAAUAAGUAUAAUUAGAAUGUGUAAUUCCUACAAGUUUAUGUAAAAAGAGCUUUCACUUUGAUUGCGUAGACAGCCCUUAAAUAUCUAAGAAUCUUGAGAAUGGUCAUCGCCCUCCUAAGUUAUUGAUAUUUUGCUCAUACCAUGAUUCAAUCUAAAAUGUUGUUAUUGAUUUAGAUGAAGCGGUUAAUUCCCUUUAUACCUCUUACAUAGUUCAGAAUGAAUAAUAUGAAGAACCAUAUUCUCGUAAUAGAUCUAAACAUAAAAAUAAGCAUAAAAAGAAAUAUUCCCAUAGAAGAUCCCGUUCCCAUAGAAAAAAAUCAAGAACUUCAAGCAAAAGUUUAAAAUUCAGUGAUGGAGAGGAGUCACAAUCUAAAAAAUCGAUUUCUCAUAGUCUUUUGGUGAUUCCAAAAAGUAUAAUAACUAUCGAUUUGAUUAAUUAAACCUUUUCUAAUAAAUUGGAGAAUAAAGUGCAGACAGAAGUAGCUGAUAAAGCACCGUCGCUAACCAUAAAUUAUUAAUUCUAACAAUAAAUUCAUCAUUAUGAGAAACCUUUAAAGUAAGAGCCAUAAAUUUAAUAAUAACCUCAAAAAUUUUAAUAAAUAGAAAUUGAAAAUCAGAAAAAUGAAUAAAUAAUCUAAUAAAUUUUCCCUUAGAUAACUAAAAUAACUUUAGAAGAUCCAGAAUUUCCAAUGUAAGAGCGAGAAGCAAAGAGGGAUUUAGCUAUUGCAAAAUGGUGGGAGAAGAUUGAUGAUGUGUUUUUUAAAGGAGAAGUAAACAUGGGCUUAACAAAAUUAGAAGAAUAAGAAAAUUUAUUUUAAUGGCAUGAAUAAGUUUUAGAUUAAGAACUUUUAGAUAUCUCGGAUGCGAGUAAUUUUGAGCCAAUAAUAUAGUUAAGAUAUCAUUAUAGAGACUCCAUGAAUGUUGUAUUUCGAACUUCACAAUCUUCCUAUUAAUUUAUACGAUAUAAUUUUACUGAUUAUAUUGGUCGAACGAACACCAAAGGAUAGAUCCUAACAAAUCUAAGACUAUAUAGAUACCCGCAAGAAAGUUUCCCUUUGACAAAGAAUUUAUCGAUGUUUGAGAAUGAAGAGUUAGUAGGAAAAAGUCUUGUUUUUCAAGAAUUCUGUGAAUUAAAUUAGGAGGAUUUUGAUCAAUGUGUUAAAUUGGAAGACAAAAUUAAACUUUAACAUUAAUUUUUAGAGUAAUAACUUGAUAUAGAAAAUGAGACACUGGAAUAAUUGGACAUUGUAUACCAUGCAUUGAAAGAGGACCUAAAUGAAGUUGUUCAGUAAAACAACUUAAUGAGGAAAAACAUUAACAAUUAAAUAUAGUCUACCCAAGAUUAUUAAACCUUAAAAAACUUGAAAAAAAAAUAACAAAUGAUGAUGGAUAUAUUGAAAUGGUCGCAAAUAGUUAAAGCUUUUAUUAAUGGAUAUAAGGAUAAAUCAAAAGAUAUUCUUAACACUUUUUAUCCUUGUUUAAAUUUAGAUUCUCAAUCUUCAUAAAAGGCUUAGUUAAAAAAGAAAAAAAUGCGCUCAAAAGAAAAUACAAAACCUUUUGAUACUGAUUGCAAAAUAUGUUUUGAUUAUCAUUAUACAGAUUUUAAUCCUGUUAUUUAUUGUGGAAGAUGUUCAACAGCAUUCCAUAAAAUUUGCUAUUGCUUUUUAGGAAAUCUAGAUGAAUAAGAUGUCCUUUGCGAUGCAUGUCAAUUUGAACAAUACUAAUUAGGGCCAACUAAAAGGAGUAUUAUUUCAGAUUUAGCGAAAUGUGCAAUCUGCAAAAAAUUAGGACUACCAUAAAAACAAAUUGAUAAUUAAUUUUAUCAUAUUUCAUGUUUAUUGCUAACAAAUUCAGUCAUCAUAAAAAAAGGGGUGUAUAAAGUAAGAAGUAGUUAAAGUGAUAUUAAAUAAAUAUGUAAAGAUAAUGAAGUUAGUAUACCUUAAUGUGCAAUUUGCGGUGAUUUGAAGGGAUUUCGAUUUACAUGCUUUGGUAAUGAGACAAUACCUUGUCGUCAUGCAUUUCAUCCUUUAUGUGCAUACCUUCAUGGGCUCACAAUCGAUAUAGAAAGUGAAGAUAUAGAAGAAUGUUUUACACAACUAAGAUUUGGUUUAUUGACUGUUCGUAUCAAAUGCGUAUUGCAUUGCGGAAAGGAUUUGCAAGACUUACUGCUUUAAACAAUUACGUUUAGAAGAUUUGCAUUAAAUUAUGACAAAGCAGCUUAAUGUGGAGGCUAAGAAGUCUUUUUAGAAGAUUUUAAAACAACAAAGGGAUACAAAUAUUUAUACUCAAAACAACCCACAUCAAAGAAUGACUCUUUAUUAUCAUAAAUAUAGAAUUUAAAUUGA